Sarcophilus harrisii (Tasmanian devil) is the source of this 9891-nucleotide messenger RNA. It is a transcript of the gene STUM, whose product is annotated as stum, mechanosensory transduction mediator homolog. The transcript is spliced from 4 exons. NCBI's taxonomy places the organism in Eukaryota, Metazoa, Chordata, Mammalia, Dasyuromorphia, Dasyuridae. The record is from RefSeq and is a predicted model, not a curated record. Bases 363 to 797 code for a protein of 144 amino acids.
GCGGGGAAGAAGUCAGGCUGGGGGAGGGGCAAUGAACGACUGUCACUGAAGUGUCACGCUGCCCUUUCCUUUCCUUCGCCUGUGUGUGAGUGUGUAUAUGUGUGUGUGUGUUGAAGCGUGUGUGCUCGAGAAAGAGAGUUCUCGGAGCAUCUAGUCCCCGGACGGAGAGGCUGGGCUGCUGAGCGCUUUCUCCAAGAGCCGGGUGGAGGACGCAGCAGCAGCCACCCUGCCCCUCGGCUCUCACCACCUGUGAGCUAGGAGGACCCCCGGCAGCGUGGACUGGAGGGCGCGUACAGCCCAUCACCUACCUCCCCAGCAGCCUCCCGUAAGCCCCUCUGCGUCCCAGGGAGCUCGUAGAAGCCAUGGAGCAUCCCCACAAAGAAGGGGAGACGGCGGCGGCGGCGGCGGCAGCCGCAACGGCUGCAGCCGCGGACCCCCGGGGAGCAUCCUCGUCCAGCGGGGUAGUGGUGCAGGUGCGAGAGAAGAAGGGCCCCCUGCGUGCAGCCAUCCCCUACAUGCCAUUCCCCGUGGCAGUCAUCUGCUUGUUCCUCAACACUUUCGUGCCGGGACUGGGUACCUUUGUCUCUGCCUUCACUGUGCUUUGUGGAGCCCGGACUGACCUCCCCGACAGGCACAUAUGCUGUGUCUUCUGGUUGAAUAUCGCUGCAGCACUCAUUCAGAUUCUGACAGCUAUUGUGAUGGUGGGCUGGAUCAUGAGUAUAUUCUGGGGAAUGGAUAUGGUCAUUCUUGCCAUUUCCCAAGGCUACAAGGAACAGGGCAUCCCACAGCAGCUGUGAGCCUCAGAGCCACCAGCAGGGAGUCCAGAAGAGACUGUGUUAAGCAUCUUUGGGCCAAAGACCUUGGUGUUUUCUCUUCUGGUUUUUCAUGGGUUUGGUGUGGGAUGUUUUUCUUUUGGUGAGGGUUUGGGGAGGGAUAUUUUUUUAAAAAAAUUAUUUAUUUUGAAAAACAUCUGUUUUUCUCAGCAGGCACUGGGGGCUGCUUCUCUUUUGUUGAAUCUUGAGAGAGCUGAAGACAAAGGCAUUGUGGGAAUGGGUGAGGGACUCUGAGAUAUGAAGAAGGGGGCUCUGAAAGAAUGCCCCAGAAAGCCCCCUGGGCUUUGGUAAAAGACCUAUCUCUGUGGAGGUUUUAGAUUAGUAAUUAUUGUAGGAAUAAAAAGCUAUUUCUCUUCCCUAUUGAUAGCACCAGAGCUGCAGAAACAGGUCAAGAAAUAGACAUACAUUCAUUGUAAGUUAAGGCUUAAAGGAAGUUUUUAUGCUGGCCAUCUGCAAAUGUUCCUGGCCUCCCAAAGAACCCCAAUUUGUACAUAGAUUCAAACUCUUUUGAUGGUGAUCAGAGGGCUUUCAUUUUCACCAGCACCAGAGCUGGGAAGGGUCUGUGACUUAAUUCAAAAGUCCCACUAGUGGGGCAGCCCUCAUCUUUGUCAAAUACCAGUCACAGGUGAGCCUCAGAACACAGUUUAAUGUUGAAGAAUGGCUAGAUGCAUGUUGUUUUGGGAGUUUUAACUCCUCCUCUCAGAGAAAGAUUCAGACAUGACUGAAAUACAGCUGAACAGUUCCCAGUCCUCCGUCUUUUCCUCACCUUACUCUCAACUAUACCAUAGGUAUAAACGUGUACAGUAUUGUGAUUUCAGUUUUCCUAGUUAUCAUGGGCACAAUCCUAAUCUGAUUAAGCCAAGAGCCAACGCUCAGCUCCUCAUGGCUGUCAGGGUGAGGGGACCUAUUCUCCGGGGAUCACGGGAGAACCGAGUCCCUUCCUCAAUACUUUAAAUUAAAAAUCUUUAUACUCUCAGCCUUAAUGGCAGCAAAGGAGGAAUCAAUGUUACAUUCCAUUUGGCCUUUAACCAAGAUCCAAACUAUAGGGCAAACUGAAGUGGGGAGCAUUCUAGUCCAUCUACCUGUCCACUAGGCCAAUUUCAUUCUUACUAGGGAAAGUAGAAUUUGGGCUUUACCAGACCAAGUGUCUCCUUGGCACUUUUAAAUAUGCAUAGUACAUAGUACAUAGUACAUAGUAAAAAUGCAUAGUACAGUCAUCACCACCAUUUUUAACUUCAAGCCUUGACUUGUCAUUGGAUUUCCUUUUUUUUUUUUUCAUUUUUCAUUUUCAAAGACAGACUCUGGAAUCUCUUUUUUCCCCCUCUUGCCCCCCUUUCUCCCUCUUAGUUUUCUGAAGGCGCCCUUUCUCUUUCAUUUCAGGAAGGAGUUGAUCUGGGGUUGAUUGGUUGGGUUGGGCUAAAUUGUUGUGACUUUUGGUAAUCCUUGAUGGUUUCCUUCUCACCAAAUCAAUCUCCCUAACUUUGGGGUUCCAAUCUUAAGUCUUGUUUGGAUUCAACCACCUGCCUGAAUUUCUUUGUGCUGAAAAAAUUGUGCUUCAUCCAAGAAGUGGUCUACAGCCAUUAGUUCUAUGAAGAGCAUCCUCCAAGCUGAUGCUCAGAGUGGGUUGGUUGCUCUCUAGGAAGCUGAGUCAAGGAGAGAGGCCUCCCCCGUAAUCAGAUAAAACAGCUUCAGCUAAGGAAAAUAAUGGAUUGGUGCCGCCCACUCCCACCCUCCAGCCCACUCCCCUUCCACCUCAGACUGCUCUCGAGGAGGCUGACUGACAGUCCGGGUGGAGAGAGAGAAAGACCUCAGAUGGGGGCUGGCUGCCUCCACAGACAAGAGAGGAGGCUGGGAAAACUCUGCUUCCUUGGCCUUGGACGGGGGGUAAGGGCUGAGGGGGUGGAGAGGAGACAGCAAAUCUUGUAAUCUAUGUGAAAAAAACUGAGCAAUCCAGCAAACAAGUAGGGUUUCACUGAGUGACAGGUAUCAUCAGGAGCCUGAGUGGGAUGAAUUAGCGCAGGCACUCAGUGAGCCUUAGUGCAAUUACCCAUUUGGCAGCCCCUGAAGACAGGCAGGUCUUUUUCCCAGGAGGGCUCCUUUUUGAAUCAGAGAAGUUAACCCUGCAACAGAAAAAUGUCCAUGUAAUAAUUGAUGACAAGGUAGUCCAGCAUUGAUGCAGAAACUGUGAAAAUGUCUGCUACUGAAAUCCGCCUUAUUAGGGGGAUGCUACCGAAAGUAAUUCACUGAAGUCAGGUCAUCAUCCCAGGUCAUGAUCUCCAUUAGACAAACAAUUAUGAAUAUUUAUGUCAAUCGGAAUCUGAGCCAGCCAGGCAGCCUGCAAGAGGACCAGUCCAUUAUCAGAUAUGUGAGCUAAUUCAAAAUCAGAUUACUUCUAAGAGAAAAUAUAUACCUAAUGAGUAACAGUACCCAGCUAUGAUUAAGCCAGGUUCUGAUGGUGCCAUAGCAAAAAACAUUCAGUUGUCUAGGAUUCUGAUCAAACAUUUUAGAUUGCUCCAGUCAUCAAGUCAAAGUCUAACAGAAUAGGAGACAUGACUGAUGGGGUAUCUCCAAGGCUUGGAGCCCUUAGCAUAUGAGAUAUCAGAUAAGUAAAUCUCAGGCUCAGCAAGGUAGGUGUUUGAGAACGAGACACAAUCAUUUUUAGGUUCUUAAAGAUCCCCCAUUAUACACUGGCAAAAGAAUAUAUCAGGGAAUAGAGUAUUGACCUGCACAAUUCCUUAUGUUCCCUUUGGUGUAGAAUCUUGAUUUCAUGUUAUGAUACAGUAUGAAGCUGGUAUCUUCAUUUUAUGGAUAGGGAAUUAAGUCACAUGGGGAACAAUCAGCAGAAUGGACAGACACCUUGACUUUCUUCUGUGUCAUCAUAACUGUAUUUGGAAUGCUUUUAUUAAAUAUUCACAUGCAAGUGAUACAAUGCUAAAUGUUCAAAGAAUUUACCAACACAAAGCAAAUGACUGCUUUUCUAGACUAUGCUACCUCAGGGUCAUCAAUAUUACAACUCUAGUUCUGUGCUCUAUAAGGAAACUUCUUUCACUUCUCAAGGAAGGUUGUCCCACUUUAUGAUGCUUUGUGAUUUAAAAAAAAAUCUAACUCAACAGUGACCAAUAAUUGUGACUGUUUCUUUAUUUCAUGCAGACUAUGGUAGAUAUUACAUCCUCUUAGUCCCCCAAGUCCCACUUAGGCUUCAGAGAUAGGUGAUGUCUGAGAAAGCUAGAUGUCAGUCACACUUAAAGGGGUCAUGGAAAAUGUAAUGAAAAUGGUUUCUUUCCUGCUGAUGCCCUACCACAGAAAUGCAGAGAAGAAAUGAGAAGGGGAUAGGAGAGAAGAAGAAAAUAAUGAGAACUCAGAUUUCUGUAGGAAAAGGAAUGUGAAAGAUAUUUUCUGGAGUGAUACUUACCCAAUCAGAAGGGGAAAAAAUGGAAUGAAAUGAAAUCUUACCCAAUAAGAACCAGAGCAAUAUUCAACUCAUUUCUUUCCCACUUCAAGGACUCUCUGCAACCUUUACUCAGGAAUCCUGUGCCAACAUUCAGUUUUUCAGGACACAAGACAUAAAAUAAUUUUUCCCUCUAUUAACAAAAUCCUUAAAAAUAAAUUCUUGUCCUUUAUCCAAAAGUGGAAAAUACUGACUUGAAAUUGGAAAUGGAUGGCAAUCAAUCAUCUGCCGCCUUAUAUUCUGCUUCCCAAACUCUCUGUGUCAAAGUCAUAGAAAGGAUGAGUUCAUUAAUAACUUUUAAAGCACUCUGUAGAUGAAAAACACUAUGAAGUUUGAGAAUCACAAUCUGGAAGAAAAGGAACAGCAGGGAGAAUGCAUGCUGAAAGGAAACAGAAUUAUCCCCUCCAUCCCCAAUAUCUACAGAAUUAACAUUUCUGCCAGGAGGGAACAAAGCACGGAAGGCAUAAAAGCUUUCAGCCUAGCCAGAGACCUGAUUUUCCUGGAGAUGAAAAUAUUUGUUUGAUGACAGGGUGCAGAGCAAUAAUUUAAGGAGGCAUGGAAUGUAGGGGAUCCAGUAAGAAGUUCUUCAAACUCCUGAGGUUUGAAGAGGAGGGAAAAACUUAUUGGAUGAAAUUGGCUUGUCUGGAGAUGGCUCAACCUUCAAUGUAUAUCUGUAUAGAUAUAUAGAUAUCUACAUGUAGAUAUCUAUAUAUAUAUCUACAUAUGUAGAUCUCUCUAGAGAUAACUAUAUUACAUAUGGAUAUAUAGAUAAUGAGCUAUAUAGAUAACUAGGUAUAGAUAUAUAGAAAUCUAUAGAUAUGUACAUAGACACAUCUUUCUUUUCAUUGGGACAUUUUUCCUCAAUAGUAUUUCUUUGUCUCUAGCACUUCCUGUCUGGUCAGGGUAAAUUUUGGGGACUUCACUCUGCUCUCAAGAGAUAAUGUUCUCCAUCUUUGCAACCCCCUUCCUCUCUUUUAGGGGCAUUUGGCAAGAUGAAUUGUCAUGGUGGUGAGGGACUCCAGUGCACACCACCAUGUUUUACUAACAUUGUGGUGAGUGAGGGGCUCCAGUGCACACCACGUUUUACUAACAUUGUCUGUUUUAUAUAUUACUGAUGUGAGCAAAGAAAGCUGCUUGCUUUGUAUAAACUGCUACAGGAUGUAUAAUUUAAAUUCAAAUUCCUGAGUUGGUGUGGAGGCUUUGUUUACUGUUAUUGUUAUUCCUCCUCUCGAUGUUUUUUUUUAACGUGCCUCUGCCACAGCUAAGGCACCAUUUAAAUAGCCAGGCUUGAUACCCUGAGGGUGGAGACAAUUUGUGAAAGAUUCAAAAAGAGGUCCUUUGUCAGUUAUCUAAAUAAACUUGGUUCUUAGUUAUUGGGGUGACUGAUGGAUUCAGCUGAAGAUCAUAGAGGCCUACACCCAAAGCUGAUCAUGUAUUUGGUCUCCUCACUCCCCCCCAGAGAUUAAUUCCAUCUUAACAAACCUUAUUUAUAACGUCUAGUUGUAGAUACAAUUCACUGGGCUCCAUUUCUGCCCAACUGAAAUAAAACAGUAUAAUUUUUCUUUCCCCUCUUGAGUUGGUUCUUGGAAUUAGAGAGCAUUUGUCCUAAGAGAAACUUAACUCAGUGCACAAGAGAGACUCUGGGUGGAAGAAUGAGACACAAGAUGGUGACACCAUCCAAGAUCCUGUGAACAAUUGCUGUUUGACUUAGACCAAAAAUCUGCAAAGGGUUCUUCUCAUUAUCUUCCCCUGGGUCUAAGCACAUGCUCUAGGACAGACUGAUUUGAUUCUGAAAUGAAGUCAGGGCUAUUAGCAAGCCACACAGAUAUUCUGACACUGAAGUCUUUUCUCUGUUCAACCCUACCCACUUAGCUACCUACAUUUUAUGUAUAGCAUGAAUAUGAUGGAGGCACCAUUAGUAUCAAAUUCUGGCAUUUAGGUCUCACUGCCUAUAGGCUGUUUUAAGAUUUUUCUGAGCUAAAUCCUUGUAAUACAAAUUACUCAGUUCUGUUAUUCUCCUUAAGAGUCUCAGAGAUUCCUUGAGAAGAACAACUUAAAGGAUAACACUGUUGAAAGUUGAAGUGAAGACCACAGAUAAAUUUACCAAUCCAACCCAAAGUGAAAGAAACACAACCAUUGAAAAUCCCACUUACUUAGAGGGAAAUUCCUAAUAGAUAGAAUCAGAUAAGAGGCAAAGUAAUCCCAGAAAUGUGAAUUGCAUAGGAAGAUGUAAUGCUGGGCAUUCAACAGAUACUUAAGGGAUAUAUUUGUCAAAAUGGAAAUUGGGAGAUCUAGGUUCCAAAACUAGUUCUGCUACUACUGGGUAAGCCAUGGGGACAAUGGUACUUUGCUUUCCUGAAAGUUCCACUAAGCACUAUUUACCCAUGCUGAAAGAGACUGGAAGAGCAAUCACUUCGCCAUCACCAAAGCCAUUUUCUUAGUCUCAUUUCAAUUCUUUUGCCCUGGAUCCCUCAGGUCAAGUUUCUCUUGAAGGAUGCUUUAGGUAAUACUGAGGGGAAAGUAAUUGGGAUCAACGUGAUUUCUACAGAAACGUUAGUUUGCCUAGCCCUUCUCCCCCACUUCCUACCUGAGACUCUUUGAUUUGAUGAUAUUAUGUCUCUGUUCAUAGAUGGAGACACUUAUUUACCUCUUGAUGUCUUUGGUGGCCUAGGAAGCUGAUCUUCAGCUAUGUAGCUCAGGCCAGGCUAGCCUCGCUCAGCCUGUUCUAGAGAAGCAAUACAGUGGAAAUAGUACUUAUUGGUACUAGAGUCUCAGGAUCUUGAUUCACUUCCUAUCUAUUUUCCUUAACACCUGGUUUUACCUUUGACAGUAUACAUCUCUCUGGGCCUCAGUUUUUGCCUUUCUAAAAUGAAGAGCUUGGUCUAGUUUGCAGCAAAUAAACUUCUAAUAAAAACCUUCCAGAGUGGCUCAUCUCUAAUCCAGAUCAGAAAUAAAAGCCAAAUGGUCCCAGAACCCUUCUGAUGUGUGUGUUGGGUGAGGGGGGGGAAAGGGGUGGUGAAUAACAUGACAAUGACAUAAGAUGAGACAGAUGGAGUCCUGAGCUUCAUUCUUCUUUCUUGCAUGAACUCUUCAUGCUGUGAUUUCUGUCCUGAAUUACCAGGAGCAGAACAAAUGGAUAAAUUUCUCCUCCCACUUGUCCAUCGUUGAUGGAAUGCAAGUCCCAAGUACAUCACUACUGUUCGUUUUUACAUGUUUUUUACCUACUUCCUUGUUAACUCCUCUUCUCUACCCAAACAGGUGUUUUUGUUGUUCAGUCGUGUCUGCCUCUUCAAAAACCCUAUUUGGGCUUUUCCUGGUCAAGAUACUGGAGUGAUUUGUCAUUUCCUUCUCUAGCUCAUUUUACAGAUAAGUGUCUUGCCCAGGGUCCCUCAGCUAGUAAGUGUCUGAGGUCAGAUUUGAACUCAGGAAGAUGAGUUUUCCUUCAGGCCCAUUGUUCUGUGCACUGAUACCACCUUGUAGUCCAAACAAACAUGAACGUUACUCUACUGUGCUACUGUUACAAAAAUAUUUCCAGAUGUAUCCAGCCUCUAGACAACUCCAAAAAGAGUAUCUUUUGCAAUUUGCUAAGUCUCUCUCUAGCAUUUACUGAGGAUGUUAGCAUCUCAAAUACCUUCCAAUUGUGUUUCCAUGCUGUACUUCUUUUCUCUUGUAGUUCCACAGUCUGUGGGAAUAUCCUCCAGCUUCCUUGUGAUUUCAAUGUAGUCUUGACCCUUUUCAGAUCUCCACUGAUCCUUUUGCCCAGGCUCUACCUUCUCUAGAACUCCUCAGUGGGUGGUCCCAACCAAGACAUCCCCUUUUAAGCAUGGUACUUUCUAUGGUGGGUGCUAAGAAGAAUAUGGAUUCUAUUAUUUUUUCUGCUGCAAAGGCAGUCAUCUCCCUCCUGAAACUCUUUUUCAUCUUGGUAUCUACAAGAAACAAGAAUUCUCACUAGCUCUGCGAUAAUCUAGGAACAGUAACCUAGAACAAAAGGGCAGGAGAAGUAGAUUCUGUUCCAUUGCUUCCCAGCUGGCUACAGCAGCCUACACCUCUGAGAGCCUCUAUCAUUGUCUUUAAGGGCAGUCUUCUAAAAAAAAACAGAGGGCAGCAGUUCUCAUUCUUUUUUGUACCAUGAACCCCUUUGGUGAUCUGGUGAAGACUAUGGACUCAUUCUCAGGAUAAUGUUUUUAAAUGAAUAAAAUAAGAUACAUGGAAUUAUAAAGGAAAACGACUAAAAUGAAAUGCAAUUAUCAAAAAGUUUUCUAAACACAAAUUCAUAGACUCCAGAUUAAGAAUCCCUGCCCUAGAUAAAUGGUCAUUAUCAGUCUCAAGACUCUUUUCAUAUGCAGAAAUCCUACACUCAGUCAACAAAAAUUUAUUAAGUGCUUACUGUGUGCUUACAAUGUUGUACCCAGUGCCAAAAUGUUUUGUUUUGUUUUUUAAUUCACAGGGGUGUGUGGGUGGGAAGAAGGGGGAAAAAAGCAACACAAAAGAUGUUGUAUGCAUCAUACUGUAUUUAAAUGGAUAAGUAUUUUUGUUGUGACUUAGAAUGUUUCAGUACUGUGGUUGAUUUCAUUUUGGGAUUCUCUCUUCCCCACCCCCACUUCUUUCUGUUGGACCAAUUGCUCCAUAUUUACAUUGUCCUCAGAUGAGACUUGUUCUUUGACCUAUUGGGACUUAUCUCUACUGUCUGGACCCAAUGGGAAUUCCCCAACAGAUGUACACCUCCUUCUCCCCAUCUCCACUUCCCCCCACAACUUCCCCAGACGUAUUUGUUGAUCAUAGCCAACUAGUGAGUGCCAAUGGAUUGUCCUGAUCCUGAGUUCAAGGGGAAGAAGAAGAUACCCACAUGUUUGAUUAGGGUGCCUUUGAGAAGUAGGGUGCCUUUCCUCAGUCCCAGAUCUUGCUAACUGCAGGAGCCAGACUCCCAGAUUGAAAUUCAUUUUGCUUUUACCUCCACAUGGUGAAGGGUCUAUGUACUAUAUUUGGAUUUAGGACCCAAGUCUGGCAUCUGCCUCUGUCACUUGCCAGCUAUGUGACUUUAGACAAGCUAAUGGGCCUCAAUUCCUCCUCUGUUGGAUGAAGAGGUUGCAUGAAAUGACCUCUCAGGUCUUUCUCCAUCUCCGAAUCAAUGAUUCUAUAAUCCUUGAUUGCUACAAGCCUGGGUGCCAGACUUCACCCCAGUGCCCAAGUUCAAUCUAUUUGGUGGUACCACCAGGAACAAGAAAGAAAGCUCUUCUGGACCAGCUGCUAUCCAGGCCUCUCCACAACUCCUUCUAGACCUAUCAUGAUCAGACCCCCUCCUCCUGGCAACUUCCCAUUUUCGGAAGGAUUCAAUACGCUUUAGGUUUCUGAUUCAAACACCAAUUUCAGGAAUUGUAAUGGGAAAUAUUUUGCAGUACAGGUUCCAAAUAUCUUGCAUAUAUCUCCAUGUACAUAUAAAUAAUCAUACCCACGUAUACAUAUAUAUGUUGCAUUAUAUAUAUGUAUAUACAUGUAAAGCAUGAUAUUUCUUUGUGCAAUUCAAGUUUUUUAAGGUCUAGAAGACAUUGCUUUUGGAAACUUUUUCUUCCUUUCCCUCUUUUCUAUGUAAUAAACAUUCAUGUGACCUUU